UAUUCAUAAGUCCAUUAUGUCCAUUACGUUUCCCUCUUCAACGUCUCACGAAUCCCACACUUUCAUUCCCAAAACCAUGCGUGUUCUUGUCACCGGUGCCUCAGGUCUUCUCGGCCGUGCUGUCGUGUCUGAGUUUAAGAAUUCAGGCCAUGAAGUGAUUGGCGUUGCAUUCUCUCGUGCACAGGGCGAUCUCAAGAAGUUGAAUUUAGAGGACUCUACUGCCGUGGAGGCGUUUGUGGAUCAGGAGAAGCCUGACGUUAUUGUUCACUGCGCUGCCGAGCGUCGCCCCGACGUAGUCGAGAAGAACCCCAAUGGGGCAAAGAACCUCAACGUUCAGGUUCCCGGACUGCUGGCGGAUAUAUCCAACGACCGGGGAAUCCUGUUGAUUUACAUCUCCACUGAUUACGUUUUUGAUGGCACUAGCCCACCUUACGACGUCCGCGAUAAGGCCAACCCAUUGAAUGUCUAUGGUCAGACCAAGUACGAUGGGGAACUCGAGGUCAAAAGACUCAACUCCUCUGCUAUUAUCCUGAGAGUCCCCAUUCUUUAUGGGGAAACAGAAUACAAUGGCGAAUCUGCCGUCAAUGCCUUGAUUGACAGCGUCAAAGAUGGCAAAGCUACGACCAUGGAUGACUAUGCUAUUCGCUACCCAACCAAUGUCGCCGAUGUCGCCCGAGUGAUCAAGGACCUGUCGCUCAAGGUCCGCCACGAAAAAGUGUUCAUUUCCGGCAUUCUUCACUUUUCUGCCGAAGAAAAGUUCACGAAAUAUAGGAUGUGCGAGGUGAUCGCUAAAGUUCUUGGAACCUCCAUGGACCAUCUUGAAUCAGUCUCCACUGCUCCCAAAGACGGAGGAACUACAAGGCCGUAUGAUUGCCACCUCUCCAACCGAUGCCUCAAUGGUGUUGGCAUUAACACGCACUGUGUUAAGUUUGAAGACUGGAUGCAGCGUUGGCUGACCAAGGCCUGAAAGAGUCUGUUGCCACGGUUAAAAUGGAGCCAAGGAGGUGAUAGGAUCCUUAGCUAGCGUCGCAUGAAAACCGAAUAAAUUACAGGACCAGUCCAGCUGUCGUUACUGUGAGAGCCCGGUACUGAGGGCCGUGGCGACCAGGGAUACUCC
Gamsiella multidivaricata is the source of this 1117-nucleotide messenger RNA. RefSeq lists its product as uncharacterized. Gene Ontology annotation, biological process: S-adenosylmethionine biosynthetic process. Gene Ontology annotation, molecular function: methionine adenosyltransferase regulator activity. Bases 17 to 967 code for a protein of 316 amino acids. Gene Ontology annotation, cellular component: methionine adenosyltransferase complex. The transcript is spliced from 10 exons. The record is from RefSeq and is a predicted model, not a curated record. NCBI's taxonomy places the organism in Eukaryota, Fungi, Mortierellomycota, Mortierellomycetes, Mortierellales, Mortierellaceae.